AUGUCAUCUCCAGUGUUACAGAAAAUUUUCACCGUGAAAACUAAUUUGUUGAAAAAUAAUGUCAGUCAUCAUAUCUCAUUUGUGACACCAGACAUUGCAUGGGUCACCAGUUGGAACAAUUUGAAACUAACAAAUACAGAGGGUGACAAUUUACAUUAUCUUGACGAUAAAUAUUAUAACGAUUGUGCACACACUGUGACUGGCGAAGGCACUCUUGUAUACAUAGAUAGGUAUUAUAACAUCAACAAACUCUCGGACAAUGAAACCAAGUCUAUAUUAAUGAGUAAAACAGAACCUUGGAUUCCAUACUGUAUUUUCUGCUCUCCUUUAAAUGGAGAUUUUCUCAUUGGGAUGAGGAGGGAAGAUAAAUUGAUAGCCAAGGUAGGCCGCUACAACAGUAAAGGACAGGAACUCGUACACAGCCCAGAUCAGGGACUGUAUCAAUCUACAAGAUGUAUCACAGAAAACCAAAAUAGAGAUGUGAUUGUUGCUGAAAAUAUCUUUGGAUCAGGUGUUUUGGUUGUGACAGACUCAACUGGAACACACCGCUUCUCCUACAAAGGAAAUCAAAGAAAAUUGAAAUUUGAACCUCAUGGAAUUUGUACAGAUGCUCUUUCACAUAUACUUGCGUGUGAUGGUUAUACCAAGAAGUGCAGGUGA
This is a messenger RNA of Saccostrea cuccullata (small rock oyster), 660 nucleotides long. RefSeq lists its product as uncharacterized. Bases 1 to 660 code for a protein of 219 amino acids. The record is from RefSeq and is a predicted model, not a curated record. The transcript has a single exon. Lineage: Eukaryota; Metazoa; Mollusca; Bivalvia; Ostreida; Ostreidae.